CGCGGGCCCGGAGCCCGACCGGAGCCGCUCCGGGAACAGUCAAAGAUUCGCUGCCAACCUGUUGGUUCCAGUAGUGUAGCUUAGAACAGUUAAUGACUUGGCUUUCAUAUCUCGCCACUGACCACUUCUCCGGUGAGCAACUUACGGCUUAAAGACUGGCGUCGAACUCGAAGAAUUUGAUGAAGGGUCGGCACCAGUUUCGCAGGCGGUUUAGCUUGCAACCUUCGUUCUUGAAAGAGGAGCCUGACGAAGACAAACGUCUACACAAUUCUAGGGUUCUCAGGUCGCAAAAGAGCGAAGAUGUGGAGUCGCUGGAAAAGGACGACAGCGUGGGUCCUGUCAACAGCGUUCGCCAUAAGAUAGUAGUAAUGGGUGCGGCUAAAGUCGGCAAGUCUUCCAUCAUAACCCAGUUCUUGUACGGAACCUUUUGCUCCAAGUAUAAGCGAACGGUUGAAGAGAUGCAUCAUGGGGAAUUCAACGUGUCUGGAGUUCAUUUAACGUUAGACAUAUUAGAUACUGCUGGUUCUUACGAAUUUCCUGCUAUGAGAGCGUUAUCAAUUUCUUCGGCGGAUGCAUUCAUCUUAGUGUAUGACGUGACUGACAGUUCCACCUUCGAGGAAGCGAGAGCCUUAAGAGAUCAAAUACAUGAAACUAAGGCCACGACUAAUGUGCCUAUCGUUGUUGUGGGGAACAAAAUCGAUCUGGCCGGAAACAGACAGGUUGAUACCGCAACAACCGAGUCCGUGGUGACGGUCGAUUGGGAGAACGGCUUCGUGGAAGCUUCGGCGAAAGAGAACACGAACAUAACCAAGGUUUUCAAAGAGCUUUUAACGCAGGCUAAGGUCAAAUACAACCUCAGUCCGGCUUUGAGGCGUCGGAGGAGGCAGUCUCUGCCCUCGCAAUCGGGGCCGCCGCCCUCGACGCCCUCUCACGCUGCGAUGAUUCCUUCAGCCGUCCAACUCCAGCACUUGCAACAAAUUAGGGACCGUCACGGAAAAAGAAACUCCUGUAUCAUAUCUUAAGCAUGUGCAUCGUAGCAAUUACUUCUUUAUGUGCAGAAAAUAAUGAUCGAUGCCCAGAAUUGAUUUAACAAGUCCUGUGUGCAGGCACAGUUUGCGUUCACUACUUUGCAUAUCAACUGCACACUGCUCUUUCUUUUCCCACUACUUUCGACAAUUUUGAACACCAAGGGCAUGGUUUCAUUGUUUUUGGGAACAUAGACCACAACUAAUUCUUCCAUAUUUAAUAACUUGAUGUCUAUCGAUUAUCUAAUAAGUGGUGUAAAUAUGCUGAAUUAACAACCGACAUGUAACUGCAGGUUGGAUCACUUGUCAAUAUACAGAGUUAGUGACUUCGAUCUACUUUUUUAUGUUGAUAAAAUGUGCAAUUUUAUAAAGGUGUAGCAAUACCGGUUUAUUUUUCAAUGGUUGAAGACUGUCUUAAAGUAGAAACAGCGUUACAAUUUUUUGUUGAUUUUAAUUGAAACGUUAAGUGCAUGUUUUGCAGAUCUCAACCAGUAUGUGUACUAAGCUUUUUUAAAUAGAAAUGAGUACGUAGUUCUAGCUUUUGUAUUUCUGUUAGUUUUAGUUUCUGUAUUACGUAUAUGUGACUUCAAUCUUGACAAUCCAGAAUCAAUGUAUUAUUAAAUAUAGGAACGAUGAAUGUAAA
Messenger RNA from Tribolium castaneum (red flour beetle), 1668 nucleotides. RefSeq lists its product as uncharacterized. NCBI's taxonomy places the organism in Eukaryota, Metazoa, Arthropoda, Insecta, Coleoptera, Tenebrionidae. The record is from RefSeq and is a predicted model, not a curated record. The transcript has 4 exons. Bases 180 to 1022 code for a protein of 280 amino acids. Gene Ontology annotation, molecular function: GTPase activity; GTP binding.